AUGGCAUCUAGUGAAAAAAAGAGGAGAACUGAAGAAGAGAACCGAGAGUUCAAUCAGGAUUGGACGGAGUCGUUUGCGUUCAUAUGCAACACAGAUGGCCUUCCGACUUGUCUCAUCUGCCAUGAAAAGCUCGCACACAAUAAGAAAUCGAAUUUGGAGAGACAUUUCACUACUAAACAUACCCAGUUUGCUAGUAAUUAUCCAACUGGUAACGCACGAAAAAAAGCUGUUGAAGAGCUUCAGAAAAAACAACUACAGUCCAGUUCCAUGUUAACUAACUGGGCGCAAUCUUCCAGUAAUGUCAAUCUUGCAAGCUUUGCAGUAGCAUUAGAAAUUGCAAGAAGAGGAAAACCAUUCACAGAUGGUGAGUACUGA
This is a messenger RNA of Phaedon cochleariae (mustard beetle), 375 nucleotides long. The record is from the annotation of a GenBank genome assembly. Lineage: Eukaryota; Metazoa; Arthropoda; Insecta; Coleoptera; Chrysomelidae.